AUGACAAGCGUCCGACCGCUCUUGGUGACAGAGUCGGACAAUGAAGCCAUCCUGAAUGACAACCCGAAGCCUGAAUCUGUCGAGUUCGCCGAGCUCGACACCGUGAAGCCUUCCACGACGGAGCAGUCGGACUUCAGCACAGCUCCGGCAUAUCGAACGAGGAGCGCGACUUCAGAUGCAAGCACGAUGAAGGUCAAGAAGUCCUUUCGAAGGCUCUGGAGCCUGGUCCAGGAGCGCGUGUCGACCUUUCCCAUGCAGCAGAAUACAGGGGACGGCCUGAUUCUGGCUUUGGUACGAACCCGAGAUCAAAUCUUUUCAGAUACCUUCUACAUGGAGGCCGGUCUCCACGUACAAGUUGUGCUUCAUGCGGCCUCCUUGAUCUUGCAGUAUGGCCUGACCUACCACCUGUAUUUCACCUUGGUGGACGGGUUGGCAGCUCCUUUCAGCAGUGGCAUCGGUGAAAAGAUGCAGGCCAUCGUGAAUGCGCUUGAGCACGACCCCCCUCUUCCGCUCUCGAAGGACGACCCAGUGCAGAAUGAAGCGCUGGACUUGUGCAUGAAGCAGCACGCCCUCGGACUUACGCACCUCAUGGUGCUGUCGCUCUGGGGUGCGCGGAUGGUGGCCGAGGUUUCAGAGCUACUGAACAGCGGGACCAUUUUGAGCUUGAUCGCAGAUCCAGCAGAUAGUGGCUUUCUUGAGGAGAGAGAUGAUGGAAAGAUGAUUGUUGCCCAUAUGAGUUUGAUGAUGAAGAUUGCCUGCGUUGUUCUGGUGAUCAUUCCAAAACUGGUUUGCACCUCCUUCCUGAUGUGGACAGGUGGGAAGAUGUUCAUGCUUACCCACACCAUGGGAUCCCUGAUCAUCCCACUGCUGACCCUGACAUACAUCCUGCAAAUUCCCGCGAUCCUGUUUACUGGCUUCUCCUCCUUCAAGUUCAAGGAGAAGGUUCAGCUGACAUUCUACCAGUACAGAGUUGCGCUUUGCUACAACUCUGCCAACUGCCAGAUGUUCGGGCUGACCCUGAUCAAAGUCGCGGCAACCUUCUGCUAUGUGUUUUUCAUCUACGAGUUGGCAUUCGGCGCCUUGACGGUUUAG
Symbiodinium natans is the source of this 1092-nucleotide messenger RNA. Lineage: Eukaryota; Dinophyceae; Suessiales; Symbiodiniaceae. The record is from the annotation of a GenBank genome assembly.